CCCAACAAUAUCUGUCCUCUACGGCUGUUCAGCACACGGUGUCUUGACUGAUAUUGUUUACGCUGGCACCAACAAUAGCAACGCCGGCCGUUCAGUGAUCUGUUUUCACUUUCCGAAUAACCAGUCGACGUAUUUUCUGCGAGAUUUAAACCACAUCCCGGUUGUCAAACCCAACGACAAACAAUCAAACCCCCCCUCCCCCCCAAUUCUCUGGGAACAUUCCGAAACGUUUAUUUACUCUAUCAACGACACGACCCCGAAAUACUACACCAGACUAUGAUGAAGACCUUAGUGGACUGUACCCACGGUCUUGUGGCCGUGUGGCUCCUGGCUGCCCUCUCCGGGACGGCGAAAGCACACUCAUGGCCCGAGGAAGCCGUCCGCCUGGCACCAAACGGCGCCAUGGUCGGAAAGCCGGGCUACGACAGAGCCCAUGAUCCAAACGACUCGGCCGGAUUCCUCAUCCCGCCAAACGGCGGCUCCAAGCAAAUCACGCCAGAGCUCAAGCUCGUGAGAGACUCCCAACAGAAGUUGACCGAUGCCAGCUACCCUGCUCAGUUCCCGAUGCUGUCGGUCGCCCCCGGCGACUUUGUCGCCAUCAAACACCGUGAGAACGGCCACGUCAGCCGCGCCGACCAGACGAACCCGACCAAGCCAGUCAACCGUGGCACCAUAUAUCUCUACGGAACCACAGAGACCGACCUCACCAACAUGAAGCUCAUGGACGUCCAUUUGACAUGGACCUCUGAUGGUAAAGGUGGAGAUGGAAAGGGAAAGCUCCUCGCGACGAGGAACUAUGACGACGGCCAAUGCCAUGAGAGCAUCCCGAAUACCGGCGACAUCGAAGGUAUCGUGGGCUUCCGCAAGCAGUUCACAAAGACGGAGGCGGUACUCUGCCAGGCCGAUCUCCAGAUCCCCAACGAUGCCCCAGUCGGCAAGACCCUGACGGUCAUCUGGGUGUGGGACUGGCCCACCAUGAAUGUCCAGGGAGUCGCGGUACCUCCGGCUAGUUACAACGCCACCUCAGGCGAUACGUUCGUGACCACGCCCGAACUCUACACGGGCGUCCUCGACUUCAAGAUCGUGGAACCCUGCGACGCGAGCCUCGGCGACGUCAAGGGGCCGACAUGCGAGAGCCAGAAGAGCAAGGCCAAUGCCCAGUUUAACGCCAACCAAGCCGCCACGGCCCGGGGUAUCGCGACACAAAUGGCCGAGCCCUUCUUGGUCAAGGUCCCUCAAGCAGGUUUCGACGUCCCCAGCGCCACCGCCGACCCAAAGAACAUCCCCUUUGGCGUCCUGAUUGGCCAGCAGCCCAAGCAGUUUCCGCUUCCGUCUUCGAUCCUUGAAGCCCAGAACGGGCCCAAUGCAGCGCCUCCCGCGGUCACGCCGCCACCUUCGGGUGGAAACAACAGCGGCGAGGAUGCUCAGGACGGCGACGUGGUGGUCACCGAGACGUCGACGGUUCCCGAAGGCAUGGCCACCGUCACCAUCACUCGGCAAUCGAGCGGCGGCGCGGCUGCUGCGGCCAAGACGCCUGCGCCCAAGGCAAAGAUGGUUCGCGCCAGGCGGCCGGCUCACUGGUGAGCAGAGCAUGUAACUUGGCAAGGCUGGUUCAAGUGGCACAAGUAGUAUAUGAUGUUGACACGAUUUCUGAUCAUGUGUUGAUGCAUGCACGGCGCAUGGAUGGGGCGUUUGGGAUUUAGACUCGGGCUGGUUGCAUCGCAUGUGUUCUUCUGGGCGGCGACGCGGCCUUGCAUGGCAACAUGGAGAUACCCCUUUUCUUUUCCUCUCUCUAUCGUUUCAACACCCUCUCCUUCAUCCUCUUUUCG
This is a messenger RNA of Parathielavia appendiculata, 1829 nucleotides long. RefSeq lists its product as uncharacterized. Bases 277 to 1584 code for a protein of 435 amino acids. NCBI's taxonomy places the organism in Eukaryota, Fungi, Ascomycota, Sordariomycetes, Sordariales, Chaetomiaceae. The transcript is spliced from 2 exons. The record is from RefSeq and is a predicted model, not a curated record.